Molecule: messenger RNA, 1182 nt
Organism: Aspergillus aculeatus ATCC 16872
Lineage: Eukaryota; Fungi; Ascomycota; Eurotiomycetes; Eurotiales; Aspergillaceae
Exons: 2
Coding region: 1-1182 (393 amino acids)
Source: RefSeq, a predicted model, not a curated record
AUGUCUGACACAAACAUUUACUCCUUCCAUCCUGAGGGAAAGGUUAUCUUUGUUCUGACAGAAGAGCCAUCCACACCCUCAGACUCCACUUAUCAAGGAGCUCACGAAUCUGGUAACUUUGGAGGUGCUUCAGCGCGCUCACGAACAUGCAGCUCGCAGCGUUCCUACAUCAACCUAGCUGAACUGAUUCCUAAGGAUGAUAACCCGUCGUCAAUAAUCGCUCUAGCCCUGAAGAAAGAGAUCCUCAAAGACGAACGCACCCUCUCUGAAAUCCCUCAAGCUCCCAACAAGUAUCUGAUACAAGCAUCUGAAAAACACCUCGCUCUGUCAUCGCCCGUAUUCACACAAAUGCUCAGCGGCCUCUGGAAAGAGACUAUCGACCUCGCAACAGAAGGACACAUCCGAUUCGAGAUCAAGAAGUGGGAUCUGCAGCCCUUUCUCAUUUUUCUCCAAGUAAUGCAUGGCCGACCAGAGCCCAAGGGUCUGGAUGUGGACACAAUCACCGAAGUGGCGCUCCUAGUCGACUACUACCAGUGCCUGGCAGAAUUUCGACGCGCCAUGCGUGCAUGGCUAAAAGAGGUCAAGAAGACUCUGAGUCCUUCCUAUGAGACAUAUAUGAAGUGUCUGUGGGUCUGCUGGCAACUCCGUCGAUCAAGCGACUUCCGAGAUUUCGGCAAUCUCGUGGUGUACUUUGCGGGCGACCUGAUCGAGGGCGAGGGUCUGCCGUUCCAUCCCGUCGUGCUGGGUAUGACUCCGCUCCUGGCUUUCUUCAUGUCAUUAACCGACUAUCAUGCAGACAAGCUCAACGCCGCCCGGAAGAAGGCCCUGAUCCCAAUCAUCCGCCGCUUGCCGAUGCACUACAACAGCGAGAGACCCGCAGAAUGGGUCCACCGGGGCUUCUGCGGCGAAUGUGCGACGCUGCUGAGCGGAUUGUUGGAUUUCGAUGUCCGACAGGCCACUCGCGAUGCAUAUCCGGUUGCACCCUUCUCUGGUCUGAGCUUUGCUAAGCUCGUCGGAAUGGAAUGUCGAGGACGCCAGUGCCAGGAUAUGGGGAUUAUUCAUAUCGAGCGAAUGUACCAGACUGUGGACCAUAGUGAUGCUGGGUCGGUGUCUCAGUUUGUCCGCAAGCUGAAUAUCAAGCCGGUUACCUUGGAGGAAUGUUUGAAGGUGAUGGCUAGGUAG